AUCUGCUCGCCAGCCGCAGGUUUCUACGAGAGGGCAUAGAGUUACUGAUUGCUUCUCUGGAUAAGUGGAAGGACGAGCAGAAAGCUGUGCAAAGCGAAACUCAAGAUGAUCACGGUGAAAGCCGUGAAACGUCUAGAAUGUCGAGCGGUGACAAAUCAGCAGAUGUCUUGAACAAAGCUUUCGAACUUUCUCACGUCAUGGGGAAGCUAAAGAUCGUGUCAAACGAGUCUGAAACUGCGAACAAACGAUUCAAAGAUGCCCGUAAGAAAGCAACCGAGGCUUAUUCUAACGAAGCAUUGGAUAUUCAAGACCGAAUCUUCGCAGCGAAACUCCGUGUCGUGUCGGAGAUACUGAAAUGUCUCGACAAGCCUAACACAGCUGUUACUACGUGCCUGUCGUUUUUAAAACAGCUUCAUGAUUUACCCACCGUUCGCGAGAUAUUCUCGGUGUAUCUCGAUCGUGGAGUUAAGGGCAUCUUCAGUAAGACUGAACGAGUUGAGAACAUAAAAUCAGUCACGAUGAUCAACUACGUUUUAUAUCAAUUUGUUUCGAAAUUCAGCAGCAAGUAUACAGCAUUCGCCUGGCCAACAAUUCAACUCUCUGGUCGCAAAUUUAACCCAAUAACGGAUUGGCGGGAAGUUUCGAAAAGAACGUCUUGGGGCAAAGAAUUGAUCCAACCUCCCAACGAAACGAAACUCGAUAGAAAGAUCGAUCCGUACAAUUCUGCUGUAAACAGUCGGGGUGAGAUAGUCGUAGCGCAUCGUAAUGACAUUGCAGUCAUCUCCAGAACAGGCGAAAGAAAAGUUGUCCAUCAAUUUUCUGUUUCGAGCAGAGAGGAUAAAGAAGAGGAGGUUAUCGAACAACGAAUUGUAGGUCUCGCUGUUGAUCAAGAAAAUAAUGUGUAUGUUGUACUAUAUUGUGAAACAACUUCACAAAAUGGCAAUGUGGAUAGUCGUGCAGUAUUAUAUAUACUGGAUGAGCAUUGCAAUUGUGUAACAUACAAAAGCGAAUUAAAUUUUCUUCCAACACACGAGAUAUCUCUGAGAUUAGCUAUAAACAAGAACAAUAACAUUGUAAUGACACCAAUCAUUUCCGACGACCAUGACCACGCUGUCUACGUCUGUGACCACACUGGGCAGUUAAAAUACAAGUUUGAACACAAAAUUUCUAAUCUAGGCAACAUGAAUGUUUCAGACAAUAAUGAAAUCAUGUUGGCAUCACAAAAUGUUGUUGAAAUAUAUACAGAAGAGGGAAAUCGAAAGUUGAAAAUAGAACUACCACCAGAUCACUUGGUCCGCGGAAUGGCAUUUCACUUUGUCGAUCGUAUGAUACUAAAUUGUCAAAUCCAAAGUCAGCGGCAAAAAUUCCUUUUCCCUCCAUUAUUACUGUAA
Molecule: messenger RNA, 1391 nt
Organism: Paramuricea clavata
Lineage: Eukaryota; Metazoa; Cnidaria; Anthozoa; Malacalcyonacea; Plexauridae
Source: the annotation of a GenBank genome assembly